Capsella rubella is the source of this 2519-nucleotide messenger RNA. RefSeq names its product tirucalladienol synthase. NCBI's taxonomy places the organism in Eukaryota, Viridiplantae, Streptophyta, Magnoliopsida, Brassicales, Brassicaceae. The record is from RefSeq and is a predicted model, not a curated record. Gene Ontology annotation, cellular component: lipid droplet. Gene Ontology annotation, molecular function: beta-amyrin synthase activity. The transcript has 14 exons. Gene Ontology annotation, biological process: triterpenoid biosynthetic process. Bases 82 to 2367 code for a protein of 761 amino acids.
CGACAAGGCCAGUGCUCUCUUUAAGGUUACACAAGAAAAGCUCUUUAAUCCAAGCCAUCAGUGUAAGAGAAUUGUUACAAAAUGUGGAGGUUAAAGAUCGGAGCUAAGGCAGCAGGUGAUCCUUACUUGAGCACAACCAACAACUACGUUGGAAAGCAGGUAUGGGAGUUUGAUCCGGAGGCAGGCUCUCCAGAGGAACUUGCUGAGGUCGAACAUGCUCGAAAAAACUUCUCUGCAAAUAGGUCACAAUAUAAAGCCAGCGCGGAUCUCCUUUGGCGUAUGCAGUUUCUUAGGGAGAAAAACUUCGAACAGAAGAUUCCGCGAGUAAUAAUAGAAAACGCCGAGAAAAUUACAUAUGAAGACGCGAACACGGCUUUGAAAAGAGGGAUACAUUAUAUGGCAGCUUUGCAGUCUGAUGAUGGACAUUGGCCAGCUGAAAACGCUGGUUGUAUGUUCUUCAACGCCCCUUUUGUCAUAUGCUUGUAUAUCACUGGCCAUCUCGAUAAAAUCUUUUCUCUAGAGCAUCGGAAAGAGAUGUUGCGUUACUUGUACAUCCAUCAGAACGAAGAUGGUGGGUGGGGAAUAGAUGUAGAGAGCCAUAGUUUUAUGUUUUGCACGGUCAUCAACUACAUCUGCCUAAGAAUCUUUGGAGUAGAUCCUGAUCAUGAUGGUAAGACAAGUGCCUGUGCGAGGGCUCGUAAAUGGAUCAUUGACCAUGGCGGCGCAACUGGUACACCAUUGUUCGGAAAAGCUUGGCUUUCGGUUCUUGGAGUGUAUGACUGGUCUGGUUGCAGACCCAUACUACCAGAGUUCUGGUUCUUACCUUCUUAUUUUCCUGUUAAUGGAGGCACUCUCUGGAUUUAUUUGCGGGAUACUUUCAUGGCGAUAUCCUAUUUAUUUGGUAAAAAAUUUGUAGCUACAACUACACCUCUCAUUCUACAGCUUCGUGAAGAGAUUUACCCUGAGGUUUAUAAUGAGAUUGAUUGGAGCAAAGCUCGCCAUUGCUGCGCCAAGGAAGAUCUAUAUUAUCCACAGAGUUUUAUACAAGAUUUAUUUUGGAAUAGUGUUCACAUAUUUUCCGAAAAAAUCGUAAAUCGAUGGCCUUUUAACAAGCUCAUACGAGCGAAAGCUGUCGAAAAGGCGAUGGAUCUCAUUCACUACCAUGAUGAAGCUACCAAAUAUGUUACCGGUGGAGCUGUGCCAAAGGCGUUUCAUAUGCUUGCUUGUUGGGUUGAAGAUCCAGAGAGUGAUUAUUUUAAAAAACAUCUUGCUCAAGUCCCUGGUUACAUUUGGAUUGCAGAGGAUGGCCUAAAAAUACAGACGUUUGGUAGCCAACUUUGGGAUACACCCUUCAUGCUACAAGUCAUGUUAGCUGCUGAUGUUGAUGAGGAAAUCAAAUCAACUCUCAUAAAAGGAUACUCUUUCUUGAAGAACUCUCAGUUUACAGAGGACCCUCCAGGUGACUUUGUCAAAAUGUUCAGAGAUAGAUCUAAAGGAGGGUGGGGUUUUUCAGACAAAGAUCAAGGAUGGUUUGUCUCAGAUUGUACUUCUGAGAGUUUAGAGUGUUGCCUAAUCUUUGAAACCAUGCCAACCGAGUUCAUUGGUGAGAAAAUGGAUGUGGAGAGGCUUUAUGAGGCCGUUGAUAUGCUUCUGUAUAUGCAGAGCAAAAAUGGAGGCAUAUCCAUAUGGGAGGUAGAGAGUGGGAAAAAAUGGCUUGAGUGGCUUAGUCCGAUAGAGUUCAUUGAAGACACAAUUCUAGAGCAUGAGUACUUAGAAUGCACCGGGUCAGCGGUAGUUGUAUUGGUACGGUUCUUGAAACAGCAUCCAGAGUACAGACAAAAAGAAGUACAAAGGUUUAUAACCAAAGGAGUUGAAUACAUUGAAAGCAAGCAAACACCGGAUGGCUCAUGGUUCGGAAACUGGGGAGUAUGCUUCAUUCCCGGGACCUUCUUCGCUAUUCGCGGUCUAGUAGCUGCUGGCAAGACUUACGAAAACUGUGAGGCAAUUCGUAGAGCGGUCCAAUUUAUUCUAAGGACACAAAAUGUUGAAGGUGGUUGGGGUGAGAGUUAUCUCUCUUGUCCAAAGAAGAUGUACAUACCUUUGGAAGGGAACAAAAGCAAUAUUGUGAAUACAGGACAAGCAUUGAUAAUUCUAAUACUGAGUGGUCAGAUGGAUCGCGACCCUUCACCAGUUCAUCGCGGUGCGAAAGUCUUGAUAAAUUCACAGAUGGAUAAUGGCGAUUUCCCACAAGAGGACAUAAGAGGAGUUUACAAGAAUAAUGUUCUGCUACAUUAUCCGACAUAUAGAAACAUUUACAGUCUUUGGGCACUCAUAUAUUACUCAAAGGCUCUACGAUUGCUUCACUAAACUCUGAUGAAGACUUCACAUCUGAAACUCAUGAGCACUCCUAGCUAUAUAUACUUCUCUUGUUGUUCCAUGUAGAAACAAUAAUACAAGUUAAAAAUCUGUAUAAAAAGAAAUUAUCAUUUUCUUGUUGUCUAAUAAAAUUCAUUAAAACA